UUUUCUUUUCGAAUUCCUAUUCGGGGCCACGCAGUUCGGCCGUUCGUUGUCUGAUUUUACAAAUUCAAACUAAGUUAAGAGGUAAAUGGCCAACAGAAAAGAUCACGAGGAGACGGACAAGCAGACCCGUAUUGCCAUUGUCAGUGAUGACAAAUGUAAGCCAAAGCGUUGUCGCCAGGAGUGCAAAAAAUCAUGUCCUGUAGUGCGUAUGGGAAAGUUAUGUAUCGAAGUGGCGCCCGCAUCCAAAAUCGCUUCUUUGUCCGAAGAAUUGUGUAUAGGUUGUGGUAUUUGUGUCAAGAAAUGUCCUUUUGAGGCAAUUACUAUUAUAAAUAUUCCCAGCAAUUUGGAGAAGCACACAACUCAUCGUUACGGGAAAAACUCCUUUAAAUUGCAUCGCUUGCCAAUUCCACGACCCGGCGAAGUUUUGGGUCUAGUUGGUCAAAAUGGUAUUGGCAAGUCGACUGCAUUGAAAAUAUUGGCUGGAAAGCAAAAGCCGAACUUGGGCCGCUACAUCGAUCCUCCAGACUGGACAGAGAUUUUGGCUUAUUUCCGUGGAUCUGAACUGCAAAACUAUUUUACAAAAAUUCUCGAGGACAAUUUGAAGGCAUUGGUCAAACCGCAAUAUGUCGACCAGAUUCCUAAAGCUGUUCGCGGCACGGUCAAUGAUUUGCUCAACAAGAAAGAUGAGCGUAAAAACCAGACGGAAAUCUGUGAAAUGUUGGAUUUAUCGCACAUACGUGAACGCAACAUUGCCGACCUUUCCGGUGGAGAGUUGCAGCGUUUCGCUAUUGCCAUGGUAUGCAUUCAAGACGGUGAUAUUUUCAUGUUUGACGAACCCUCUUCCUACUUGGAUGUAAAGCAGCGUCUCAAUGCUGCUUUGACGAUACGACAUCUGUUACAUCCAACAAAGUUCAUAAUUGUCGUCGAACAUGACUUGUCCGUAUUGGACUAUUUAUCCGAUUUUAUUUGCUGUCUAUACGGUGUUCCUGGUUGUUAUGGUGUAGUUACUAUGCCUUUCUCUGUACGCGAAGGCAUAAAUAUUUUCCUUGACGGCUUUGUUCCAACUGAAAAUAUGCGUUUCCGUACAGAAUCGCUUACAUUCAAGGUUUCCGAGUCGGCAACUGAAGAAGAAGUUAAGAGAAUGAACCACUAUGUUUAUCCGGCAAUGCAGAAGACGUUGGGCAAUUUCUCUCUUACCGUCCAAGAAGGUCACUUUAGUGAUUCUGAAAUUUUGGUGCUUCUUGGUGAGAAUGGUACCGGCAAGACAACAUUCAUUCGUAUGUUGGCUGGCAACUUACAGCCUGAUACCAGUGUGGAUCUUCCUGUGCUGAAUAUUUCUUACAAACCACAAAAAAUUUCACCCAAGUUCCAAAAUCAUGUCCGCCAUCUUCUUCAUGAAAAGAUUCGCGACGCCUAUGUUCAUCCUCAAUUUGUUGCCGAUGUUAUGAAACCAAUGAAAAUUGAAGAAAUUAUGGACCAAGAAGUGCAAAAUUUGUCUGGUGGUGAAUUGCAAAGGGUAGCCUUAGUUUUAUGUUUGGGCAAACCUGCCGAUGUGUACUUGAUUGACGAGCCUUCUGCUUACUUGGAUUCAGAACAACGUUUGGUCGCUGCUAAGGUUAUUAAACGUUAUAUUUUGCACGCCAAACGUACUGGCUUCGUGGUAGAGCACGAUUUUAUAAUGGCAACAUAUUUAGCGGAUCGUGUCAUUGUGUUGGAGGGUCAACCUUCGGUAAAGACCACAGCUUACUCGCCUCAAUCGUUGUUGAACGGUAUGAACCGUUUCUUGGAACUGUUGGGUAUUACUUUCCGCCGUGACCCUAACAAUUUCAGACCACGCAUUAACAAAAACAAUUCCGUAAAGGAUACUGAGCAAAAACGUUCCGGUCAAUUCUUCUUUUUGGAAGAUGAUGGCAAAUAAAGAAGAAAAGCCCAUUUUGAUUACAUCCAA
Messenger RNA from Musca vetustissima, 1948 nucleotides. RefSeq names its product protein Pixie (gene pix). The transcript is spliced from 7 exons. Bases 86 to 1918 code for a protein of 610 amino acids. Gene Ontology annotation, molecular function: ATP binding; ATP hydrolysis activity; iron ion binding. The record is from RefSeq and is a predicted model, not a curated record. Gene Ontology annotation, biological process: translational termination; translational initiation; ribosomal subunit export from nucleus. NCBI's taxonomy places the organism in Eukaryota, Metazoa, Arthropoda, Insecta, Diptera, Muscidae.